AUGGCCGAGCAGCAAGUAAUUUGUUCUAAAAACAUAGAAAUUGAAGGCCAAAUUGCUUUUGGUCAAGGCUCUGUGAUCCACCCUGACUGUUCCAUAAUAGCUGAAUCUGCCCCAAUUGUUUUCGGCGAAUACAAUAUCAUUGAAGAAAGAGUCAGAAUAAUAAAUCGAAAACCUGAAGAAAACCCAGCCCCGCUUCCAUUACAGAUUGGCUCAUAUAACAUAUUUGAAGUCGGCACUAUAAUAGAAUACAGUGAAAUAGGGAAUUAUAAUGUUUUUGAACACCGAUGCAAGGUAGAGCCAAAUUGUAAAAUUGGGAAUGGCUGUAUUAUUACUGCAGGGGUCAGGGUGGCAAGAGGAACCACAAUUCCUGAUCUGACCGUUGUGUAUGGAGAAGGACAAAUGAGGAAAAAUCAAGGGAUGCAAGAAGACAGUUUUAGGCAUGAAAUUAAAGCUCUUACAGAAGUGCUUGCUAAAUGCUUGGGCAGCCAAGCAAUACAGGCUUCUCAUAAAUAA
Messenger RNA from Blepharisma stoltei, 513 nucleotides. Lineage: Eukaryota; Ciliophora; Heterotrichea; Heterotrichida; Blepharismidae. The record is from the annotation of a GenBank genome assembly.